Molecule: messenger RNA, 10102 nt
Organism: Bombus terrestris (buff-tailed bumblebee)
Lineage: Eukaryota; Metazoa; Arthropoda; Insecta; Hymenoptera; Apidae
Product: pinopsin
Exons: 6
Coding region: 861-1853 (330 amino acids)
Biological process (GO): G protein-coupled receptor signaling pathway
Cellular component (GO): photoreceptor outer segment; membrane
Molecular function (GO): G protein-coupled receptor activity
Source: RefSeq, a predicted model, not a curated record
ACACAUCUAUUCGUUAAAUGUAAGUUCUGUAAACAAUCGGAGGCCUGUAAUCCACAAUAAUCCACAAAUAACGAGUACGGUUUUCCCUGCCGUUAAUUGGAUUUUCAAAUCUUUUUCUAUGGAAAAAGGAUUCUUUGUACUCUACUUGACGCAAAGGAUACAAUACAACAAAAUCAAGUUUGCUUAAAAAAUAAUUCUUAGCAAUUUGUAAGAAAUUUCCUUUAUACAUAAUUCCAACUUGAACUUUGUCUAAUCAGAAUAUAACAGAAUCCAAACAAACUCGAUUCCAGCAUCAGUUCUCAGGAUUGUACUUCCAACCAGAUCUCCAGCUCUUUCAUCACCUAGUUUCCAUCAUGAUACAUCUAUCCUCAAGAGAGAAUAUCCUUACCCAAUGCAAUUAAGUGCACCAAGUGACCAGAGGUUGAAAACAAUAUGACCAUGUGAUCGUUGAUUUCAUCCUAAUGGAAUGAAACUGGCAACCGCGAGGGGUUGAACGGGGGUUGCUGCUGUAGUUUCGCGCAUGCUGUUUCUACCUGCCGGCAAGAGGGUUGGUUUUAGCCGGUAACGGCGACUGAUAGAGAGUACGUGCAGCCGGAGGAAAGGGUAGUUUCAUCCGGGCUUUAUAUAAGGGUAGGUACAGUUUGAAACUUAGUCAUAAACUGCUUUUGGUUGAUGCAUGUAGUCCGCUUCUUGCGCCACUUCGAAGAAAGGAACGUAAUCUAUCCGACGAUUAACGCGUUCAAUCGACACGUAGUGUUUGUUCAUUUGCUUUUUCCCCUUUUUCGUGUCGGUAGUAAAAAAAAAAAAAGAAAAAAAAACGGAAAAGUGUAGAAGUUUAAAGGCAGAGAAAUAUAGGAAGAAUGUCCUUGAAUCGUAGCACCGUGGACAAUGUCGUUUACGAUGCCGAGGAUCAAGUCAGUCCGAUGGUGUACGUCGCUGCAGCGAUCGCAUUGGGAUUUAUCGGAUUUUUUGGUUUCACCAUGAAUCUUCUGGUGGCGAUCGUGAUCGUCAAGGACGCGCAGAUACUGUGGACACCCGUCAACGUGAUCCUGGUUAAUCUUGUCGUUGGCGAUUUCCUGGUGGCUGCGUUUGGAAAUCCUGUUGCGAUGAUUUCUGCUAUCACAGGCGGAUGGUACUGGAGCUACGAAAUGUGCCUCUGCUACGCUUGGUUCAUGUCCACUCUGGGGUUCGCCAGUAUCGGCAACUUGACAGUAAUGGCCGUUGAAAGGUGGUUACUGGUAGCCAGACCGAUGAAAGCUCUGUCCAUAAGGCAUGCGAUAACGCUUGGAAUCUUCGUCUGGUUCUAUGCACUUUGCCUCUCUCUGCCACCACUAUUUGGCUGGGGUAGUUACGGUCCAGAGGCAGGAAACGUGUCUUGCAGCGUGUCCUGGGAAGUCCACGACCCUCUUACCAAAAGCGACAGCUACAUAGCAUUCCUCUUCGUGUUUGGUCUGAUCAUCCCCGUCUUGGUGAUCAGUAGCAGUUACGUGGCAAUUAUAGUGACCUUGAGAAAAGUGCGAAAGAGAGCAGGCGCAAGCGGAAGACGCGAGGCGAAGAUCACGAAAAUGGUUGCACUAAUGAUAACUGCCUUCCUGCUCGCCUGGUCGCCUUACGCUGCUCUUGCGAUCGCCGCACAAUAUUUCGACGCGAAGCCAUCGGCAUCGGUAGCUGUGCUUCCGGCGUUAUUGGCCAAAUCCUCCAUUUGCUACAACCCCAUAAUCUACGCAGGUUUAAACAGUCAAUUUCCCCGCUCCCUGAAGAAGAUCUUCGACGUACGAAUCGCGAGAUCCUCGUUACCAGACAGUCAAAACACCGCGUUGACGCUGUUGAACAGACAAGAGCAAAGGAACUGAGGGCUACUAUCUCUAUCGAACAACGCCAUAAAUGUCUGCAGCUAUGUAGAUGUUGGAUGAAUCGUGGAACCAUCGAAUAUAAGUCGUCUUAACAACGUGGUUCUUCCUUCUUGCCCCUUGGUUGUUUGCUUUCGCCUCUUUUCGUCCGCUGGAUUUGCUUAUCCGAUUACGGAUUCACGUACGUGAGCGGAUCUUUUGUUUUUGCGAUCGAAUUAGUCGUGAGAACAGCGUUGAAUUUUGCCGGGAUACGCUAAACGUUCUUUCGUUUCGAUGCGAGGAUCUUAACACCUGGUGGAAGUUUCGAAGAUCGCGGUGAAAAGCAAACGAUACGCGUUCUUUUCCUUUGUUUUCCAGUAUUUUCGUUUGCUUUUUGCAGUCUUCGUGGCUCUCGCACGUUGCCAUGUGUUAAUUGAUGCGUGAAUUUUUUUGGCUGCUUGCUCCCACCGGUGAACGUCGCAGUGUGUCUCUCGAAGAUCGAUCGUGUAAUGAAACAUGCGAAUAAGAAAAAUUGAAUUUCAUUACGGUUUGGUUUCGCGCAGCGUGACAUUCUUUAUCGACAUCAUUCGCAGCAGGUAGUUUGAAUGUAUUUUGGCGCGGGUAAAUUGCUAAAAUACCGAACAAAAGAAACACCGAAGAUUCGAGUAGAGUAAGAUAGAAUUAUUUGAGUUAGAAGGAUAUUCAUUCGAGUCAAAUGUCACAAUGAACAAUUUUCAAGCAAGCCACGUUUCAACAUAUUCGACUUGUUAAUCGCGCGAUAAACGAGAAGAGGGAUGAUCGUAAUGUCAGCGAGAGAAACAAUAAGAAUCUUGAUUAAACUUCAUUUAAAAUCUGUAUUACACGCGACAUGUUUUAAGUCCAUAAAAUGAGAAUUGGUCGUAAAUUAAAACCAAUUUGGGAGGAAAAAGCAAAGCUUGGAGCAACGACGCAAUUACGUUAUUCAUUAAGUACCGAUCGUAAAGCAGACGUAUCGUUAUAAUUUACAAAUAAAAAUAGCCAAUAAACAAUCAUAUCUCUCUGUUCUCCAUUGAAAGAGACUCUACGCUCGUAGAAUAGCGAUAGUUGCGCUGUUAUUCUUUCUAAUUCCUCUUGCGAGUUCCAGUCGCGAUGGAAUCAUUAUGGAUGGCUUUGCGAAGUAUCUGUAUUACGAUUCGUAACACGUGCGAUUAUGGCAAGAUAGCGAAAGUGAAAUCGCGAGGAAAAUUCAACGUCGCUAAUCAAACCUUUUUUGAAGCAACUGCGUACGAUGCGAUUGACCCAUCCAGAUAUGUAAUUUCAAAUUCAAUCAGAAAUCCUAAUCGCAGUUAUAUCUGCACGCUCUCCCAUAUCGUCGUUAUUUUUCUUCAAAUAUAAUUACGUUAAAUUAAAUUCAAUUAAAUUAUAAUCGUGGCGAAAGAACAUACAGUAGUUCACGAAAGUAAUCGAAUUAAUUUAAGUUUAAUAUCGCGUGUCACGUAAAACAUUUUGAAAUUUCGCUGGCAUCGUGAGAUACGGAUAUCGUGAUUAUAUUGGUAAAUUUUGAGACAAAUGUAAAAACGUACACGGAAAGUACACAAGAUGUUUAAUGCAAGCACGCGUGUAUCUUUUAGAAAUUACAAAACAGCCGAAUAAGCCUCGAUAUUCGGUAGGAUCGUUUGACAUUUAUUAUACGCCCAACAUGAUUAUUUAUGCUGUAUACUAAUCUUUUGCUAAAUAUAUAUUUGCGACAAAUUGAUUUGACAAAUUUCCAGAUUGAUUUGAAAUUUUAUUAAUACAACGAAGGUAGUCGUUACAACGUUAAUAAAAUUCCAAAAUGUUUUCUACAACGUAAAAGUUCUACAUAAAAGUUUCCUGCAGCGAGCGUUCACAUAUUCUACGCUUACGUACGUAGUACGCAGUUUACGAAGACACCGCAGAUGAUGGAAGAAAAGGAUUUUUCCCUGGCAUUUUCUGAAAACGCGCGUUCCGAUAUUCCACGACUGAGACUACGAUAGAUAAUUGUCUUGUUGGUUGAUCGUAUCGAUGCGACUAUGGCAAGAUAGCGAAAACAGGACUAGGAUUUCCAUUAAUCGAGCGUGUAACGACUCGAGCGAAGAGUGAAAAGGAAUGAAUGGAUACCGUGCGUAAUCUGUCUGUGAACGUUUUCACAAGAACGAUCGGUAUUACGCAACGAUAAUUGGCCAGAGUCUCGCGACUAUGAAGAUUCGUUCGAGACGACGAGUUGCACGGCCAGCCGUGAGACAGGUUUCGAAUAAAAGCAAAAGCCACGGCGAAAUGGGACACUGGAUCUUGGUUUUUUUAUUGCCACAUCCUUAGCACGUGAUCGUAAUACUUCAUCGAUGGCCAAAGAAAAUCUUGGCAACUGCUACACGUGCUCGUCGUCUGAGAAAGAGAAGAAUAGGAAUCGUGGGAUUAACGAACGAGGAACUAUUUGUUCCGGAAGCUUUAUCGCGCACAACAAUUUUACACAGAAGCUUACAAAUUUUGAAUUUUCUCUAUUGUUUGUUGCUUUUCGUCUUUCGAUAAGAGAAACGAUAUUUUUUCGUGGUUGAUCUUCUCUUAAUUUUAUUAAAUAACAAAUAAAUCCGAUCGUACCGUGCAACGUUCGAUGCUAAGUUUUCAGCUGAUUCAAAUAAUCCUACCCCGUGUUGAAUUUUCUACGAAUGAAAUUCCUAUCUUGCGAAGUCGGUUUUAUUUAUCGUAUCUUUAACGCAUAAAGUUUUCCUCGAUUUACCAUCGAAAAUUUGUAUAAUAAGAAACAACUAACCGUAACUAUUUUGCGAAAUAUAUUUUUAGUAUUCUUUCACGGAUCGAAGGCGUAGAAACUAGAUAUUUUUGUAGGAAAGCGCGUUGCGAGUUAAAGAACGAUCGCAUCGGGUCAGUGCACAGUACGUACGGCAUUGGAAUGAGAAUUGGAGACAAAAAUCAGAAUUCGCUGAUCACAUUCGUUCGCACGUUCGCAGAUCGGAUACACGAGUAAUCGCGUUAGAUUUUGAGGUAGAAACGAUUUUUACUAACUUCCGUCGAUCUUUGGGAAAAUUACUGUCUACAAUUCUAUCGCUUAUUUACAGACUGAUGAUAUCGUCGUACAAUAAGAUCGAAAUCGGACGAUUAUUUCGAUUUUUAUCCACCGCAUACCGCAUUGUACGGCGUAACGAUUGGAACCAGAUCCGAAUGCGGAUGAAGCCAAAAAGAAUUAAAAAAUGAUAGCUUCGAAAGGAGCGUUUGCGAUAUAAACGUUAGUCGAGGCAAGUGGCCUUUUUUUAGAUUAAAGACUCGUUUUCGACGAGAAACCUGCUUCGAACAGCAGUGUCGAUCCUUUAGGGAAGCGAUUUUUUCGAGAGUGGAUGCAAGGAUAAAAGUUACAAUUAAACACGAAAACAUGCGAGAAGAGUUGAAUGGAAAGAGGUAGUUGAUGAGAGGAAUCGAUAAGUUUCUAUGUUCAAUCGGAUAAUCGUUUCAUUCUGUUAAGAAAAAAUUAGUCUACGUUGUUUAAAAGGGCAAGUAACUUUAUGGAAAAAGAAGCAAAUGGAUGAAAUAAAGGAGAAAUAAUUUUCUCGAACAAAAGCAUCAAAUCGUGCAUAAGAAAUAUUCCGUAUUCACCAUUAAAAUAUAUCAUCACCGUUGUAACGAGUCUUCCACGAAUUUUGUAUCAAAUCCUCUCCUGUUCCGCCAAACGAUUUAUAGAAAAAUACUUGACUAUUUCGUAACGAAUCGUCUUCAAUAGGAGCAAUUCGUUUUAACCAAAAGAACAGGUACAAUUUGCCGUUUCGACGGGACGGCCAUAAAACGCGAAGAAUUACCCGCAGAAAAGGUCUUCGUUGUCAACGAGCCAGAAUCUCUCUUGAACGAAAGAAGAAGAACGAAUUUUUUCGAUAGGGAUACUUUCAUUUGCUGACAUUUAAAUCUUACGUGGGACGAGUUAACCAAAUCGAUGGGGAAGCAAUUAGGAUAGAAGAAAAGAGGCAGAAGAAUGGCGAACGAAUCGAACGGUGAAUCUGACGUAGCUUCUGAAAUCUGAGUUGUUGAAAAUAGGAUCCACGUUAAGAGACGCGGGUUUCUAUUCUUUCGUUGAACAAGGCCAUAAACUUGACAAAUGAAAGGCGAUUUCAGAGCAAGUGUAAUUUACCGAUAUAAAUGGCUGUGAAAGGAACUUACCGAGUGGACCACGGAAAAGAUCGCACUGCGACUUGAUCGAUCGCUAGAAAUCCAAUGGUAAAUUGUGGCCAAUUCGAUUCGAUUCGAUAUACGACAGUCUUGUUAGUUAUUUCAUCACGAAAGGAAGAAAUAAGAAAUAUUUCGUGUUUUUUGGUGGAUCGAUUCGGUUGAUUGAAUUGUUACAAAGCAACGUAGAUUGUUAUAGCUUUGGAAUAUACAGCGAAUUCAAAGUUUCAAGGAUAUAUUACGCGACUAAUACACGGACGCGUUAUACAGUACGUUAUUUUACGUUAUUCUCUUAUGCUGUUAGGUUGCACCUUUUAAGAAACGACAGAUUAUGCGUAGUAAGUUCGCAGAUCGAAGUCAGAAAUAUUGGUUUGGCAACUAAGUAGUGCCAAUACUUACUAAUAAUUGCGAAAGAGAACGAUCUGGUUUCUGCGACUGUUCGAUUAAUCCGCGUCACCUCUUUUCGAAAAUAUGACAUUUAUCGUUUAAUUAGUCGAUUAAUUCGCCUGUAAUACUCUGCUGAGAUUUAUGUUACAAGGAUCUAUAUUCUCCUAGAGCAGGUAAACCAGUUUUGCCUGCAAGAUUUACCAAGUGUCGAGAAUUCUCAGGUAAUAAAAACAUGGAGCGCGUGCUUUCAACUUGGAGCAACUCGUAACAGCUUAAAAAAGCAAGUCUCGUUGAAGAAACGUGUGGCGCAGCCCUACGCUUCCGUUCAAGAAGUGGUCUCAAUAAAACUUUUGCUUAUAUAAAAGUAGAUGAGAACGUAAACCAUUAAAAGAGUCAGAAAGUUGAUUUUCAUCUUCUUCAGAGGAAUAACGUGGAGUAAGAAUGAAAAAUAAAAACAAAGUGGUUGGCGAGCGUGACUUUUAAGGAAUUUUUCCUCGUCGAAUCCUUGAAACUUACGCAAAUAUUUUAUAGCACGCAUUUUUAUGUACGCGCGAUUUAAUAGCACGAGGAUGUUUUUCUACUUGAGACACGCAUCGAUCGUGAAAGAAAUCGAUAUGCACGGUACGUGUAAUACGCGGUGGUUUCGAUAUGGGACGGGCCACAGUGCAGCGAACUGUUCCGAUAGCAAAUCGGUCGCGAACGAGUAACGGUACCGAACCAGUGAAAUUUGUCCUAAUUCUUUAUUUCGCCACGAUUCGCAAAACGCUAUCUCAUGCUUGAUACGUUCUAUAAAAUAGUUUCUUUUCUGUCGCGUAUAAAAAUUUCUACGUUUCAUAAUUUUUGAUCGAAAGUUUCUAGGUCUCGCUCAUUUAACAUUCGUAAUCGUUGCUCUCGAUAUAAGAAUAGGAAAAUGUAGGUAAAUGUAAGAAGAUCGCAGGCGAACUCGUAGCAAUUACAUGUUUGUUUGUUCUAAUGUUACUUCGCGACUAGAAAAGAAUAUCUUGAUAUAAAAAUACGUUCGUCGCAUUUGACAAUACUAUUGCUACGUUCUUGUCGUUUAAAUUGAAUUUUAUCUGAAAACGAUAUUUCUCUCUGGAUUCCUACGUCUCUGUCGCUUGAAUUGAACGCGGUAAAAGUAUCGAGAGGUCGAAUUAUUUCAAAAUGAUAUGCACCAGCAGUUUCCUACCUUCUUAUUUCUUGAAUUGAAUUUAAUAAAACUUGUACGACAUCGAAUUGGCACCUGUGCGAUUUCCUAUAUUGCUGUUGCUGCGACGUUGAUAAAAAGCCUGAUGAUCGCUCGAAACUGCGAUUAGAUUAGAUUAGAUUAAAAUUGUUAAAAGUGAAAUUAAACGACCAGAUAUUCGAAAUCACUUAUUUCGUUUCUGCUUUAUAUCUAAUACGUUCUGCUAAACGGAACCAAGUAUUUUACAAUGCUUCGAACGGUGAUAUAAAUCGUUAAAAAUACCAGUUAAGGUAAAUGGAAAGUAAAUAAAAAUAUUUGAAUCGCGAAUACUUGACGUUUUACUUCCAAUGAUACGAGAGCGUUCCAAUUAUUUCGACCGUCUGGCACAGGUAAAAAUAAUUCGACCCGGUCUCGAAGAAAAGAAAAUUAUAAAAGAGAAACUCGAGUCCUUCGAGACUUGAAACAAGCGUUCAAGUUUCUGGGUGUCCUGGUUUAUCCUCCUAUCGAUAAAUUCGUUCGCACAAACGUAUGAUUAUUAUUCGCGAUUAUUCGUAUAGCGGAACAUUCCUUGUACAAAUUCCAAUUACUCAAACGAACGCAACAAGUCAACAUGGAUCUAGUUUCUUAUCAAUCGUGAUCUUACCGGCCACGAUCAUAUUCCACGUAUUUGUAUCGGUUUAAAACGUGAUUAUGCAACUUGGAAAAACUCUAGGAAUUUUUCUUUUCCACUUGAGCGUUACACGUUUCGUUUUGCGAUUAUACGUUGUCUCUGCUAAUUUAUAAUAAGCUUGUCGCUAUUGCGUUAGAGAUUAUAAAAGGAAUACAGCGUUCUUCGAUCCUGGAAACAAUUUUGUUUUCUUAUUGUACACAGAUCGCGGAUCGUUGGGCUUCGAAAAUUAUAAAUCUCAGAGGUUUAAUUUCGGUUUAUCGGUUGACGUCAAAAAGGAAAUAGAAAGUAAGAACUUUUGGAAAUCGUAGGAGGCGGCGGUAGAAUUUUAUUUUAGCUUCAAAAUUCGCAACCCACGGAGAUUUGUUUCUUCGCUUUUGCCUUUAAAGAGUCGUCAGAUCUGCCUGAAGCAAAUUGAUAGAUCGUCCGGAAAGUUUCUUUCGUUUAAUAAGCAAAUAAUAGAUGCGCAACAUUUUAUAUUAUUUUAUCGAAUUACGUACGAUCCAUUUUCUUCUAUCAAAAUGAAAAUCACAACGUUCGACGGAUUAAGCUUCAUGUUUGUAUAAAGAUGCGUUGUUGUAAAGAACGUGUAAGUUGUAAAGAUUUUACACCGUGUGACACAGUUUGACACUUGUAACGGGUAGACUAUCAAACAUUCCUUUCUGACAGACCCAUUAUUUGCUGAAUACAUUCUCACCGAUCCCACACAAAUCACCAUAUUAAUUCGUCCAGUCAUCGUGGUAAAAAAUUGCCGUUACUCUAUUGCACAAUCGCAUCUUAAGAUUUACUCGUCAAAUCUUCAACUUUCACUUGUAAGUAUCGUCCACUUCGUUGAUACUACUCGUUCAUCUUCGAAGAGAAUUUGUGGCCUCGAAACGACCAGCCGUUCAAUUAAUCAUCGUGCUCUGUCGUUUAAAUUGUAAAGCAACUUCUACGAGCAACUAUCGAAGGAAGGUUGCAGCGAUUUUGUUUCGAAGAUUCCACAGCGACGAAAAGAUAAUAUUCGCGAUGACAGAAGCCGCAUAUAAACGUCGGAAAUACCUGCGAUAUUCGUACAUCAAUAAUAUCUGCAAGCGUAAACGAUCAGAGAGAUGUACUUCUGUUUGCCAUCGACUUAAUCUUAGAGCGCAAACGUGUUAUUCUUCGCGAUAUUUACAAUUGAUAAAUUACUUCCGUUUGUCGUACAAAUAGUACGUUCCGUCGUCGAAUAUUAAUGAAAUAAAACGUGAAAUAAUCGAUCAGAGGUAAAAUGAAAUAAAAUAUCGCAUCGUGAAAAAGAACGAUGCAGAGACAAAGUUUUUUAAAUUAUACAUUUUAAAUGGAAUCGUAAUUUUAAUAAAAGCGUUUUGUUUCGCAUGUUUAGCGAGAUAUCGAAUAAUAAUGUACGAUAAAUGAUAUUAAAACGAAGAUCAAAGAUGAACGUUCUUGACAUUUAACGAACAUUGAUACUGUAAAGUGUAACAAGAUCUGGAAACGGUAUGAACAACUGUUCGAAAGUAUAGAAAGUAUAUUGGAAUUAAAAGAAACUGUUUCGCCGAAGGGGUAGAAUUUUAUAAAGAAUAUGCAAUUAGGAUAGCAGAGCGAAUCGUCGUCGUAAAAUGUAACGGAUAUUACGUUACUACUUAAUGAUGGUAAUAAUGAUUAACGAAGACGCUCCUAAACGAGCUCGGAUAAUCUUUCAGUAAAUUGUUCUUUUAUCGUGUUUAUUAUCGAUAUUCUUUAUUCUCUGAUAUUAAAUGUAAAUUAUAAAUAAACGAGAUGAGAAGCUAGUGAUCAACGAGAAGAGCUCCUAUGUACUUAUACGUUGUCUCUACUAAUUUAUAAUAAACUUGUCGUUAUUCUGUUGGAGAUAAUAAAAAAGAAUACAGCGUU